This is a messenger RNA of Coprinopsis cinerea okayama7#130, 1377 nucleotides long. Its product is annotated as 37S ribosomal protein S5. Gene Ontology annotation, cellular component: ribosome. Gene Ontology annotation, molecular function: structural constituent of ribosome; RNA binding. Bases 1 to 1377 code for a protein of 458 amino acids. The transcript has 4 exons. Lineage: Eukaryota; Fungi; Basidiomycota; Agaricomycetes; Agaricales; Psathyrellaceae. Gene Ontology annotation, biological process: translation. The record is from RefSeq and is a predicted model, not a curated record.
AUGAAGCAUGACGAGCUUGCGAGACGCGUUGCUGCUUUGUUCUUGAUUACGGACAAGAAGAACGAGGUUGAGCAGGUUGAGAAGAAGCUCCAGGCGAUAUUGGGUGGUCAGCAUUUCGAGGAAGUCUCUGCCCGGAUAAAGCACUACCUUAAGAAUCCUCCGGAGAAUUUGGUCAAGCUGGGUUAUGACCCUCAGGCACCAGCCUGGCUCAACUCCGAAGCCCAAAAGGCCUUGUCCGACGCUGGAAUCACUUCAUUCGACUAUCUCAGCACCCUAAUGGAGUCGGACGUUUCCGUGCAACUGCUGAACAAGAUUGACACACCAACAGCCGAAGCCGUCGAACUCGACUGGCUUGCGUUCAAGGAAUCCAAAGACCCAGAAGCCCUAGAGAGGAUUCUGCAAUUCUACUCGAAACACGGCUUAGACUUUGUCCCUCCCUCGCCGACGACUGCGCAGACAGUCAAGGAGAUUCGCCAAAAGGCUCAACUGGAUACGACACCCGUCAUCCCCGAAUCCGAGAUUACCUCUGAGGAAGACCUUGCUCUGCUUGCUCAAAACGCAGCGCGAGAUUCGACACUCAGCCCAUUCGAACCGCCAACAUCCCAAAUCGAGCAUCCCAACCUCAUGGAACCCCACCCCCUCCUCGACCCCAAACACGUCGAAGAAUUCCCUCCAGACGAGACCUGCCCCUUCCACAACCGCGUCAUCGUCUACAACCACCGCUCCGUCUUCCACAACUACGCCAAGCUCGACGACGGCGAAACACCCGAAAUCGUCGAAUCCGUGGACGAAUUCGCCAAAGCCCUGCCAGUGCCCAAGGCCUUCUACGAGAACCUCCACCAAUCCAUCCUCAUCCGCCGCGGCGUCGUCCAGCAAACCGGCAAGGGCAAAAUCCGGCGCGUCGCGUAUAUGGUUUUGCUCGGUAACGCGGACGGCCUGGUCGGCCUCGGCGAAGGCAAGCACGCCAACUCGAUGGUCGCGCUCAAGUCUGCGCGCAUCGACGCGGUGCGCAAGAUGGACUGGGUGGAGCGCUUCGAGAAGCGGACGGUGUGGACAGAGAUGCGCACGAAGCUCGGGUCGACGGAGCUCAUCCUCCGACCUCGACCGGUCGGGUUCGGUCUGCGAUGCAACCCGUACCUCCACCAGAUCCUUCGAGCCGCCGGGUUCAAGGAUAUUUCAGCAAAAGUAUGGGGAAGCCGGAACAGGCUUAAUGUCAUCAAGGCUGCGUUCCGCUUGCUCCAGGCUGGCCAUGCGCCAACCGGCAUGGGUGAUGGUCUUGGAGGACCUGGCAAGAAGAUGAGCAAGGGCUCUGGGUUGAUUGGUAUGAAAGAGCUGGAGAGGGCUCGGGGAAGGAAGUUGGUCCCCUUGCGGAAGUAG